This is a messenger RNA of Phlebotomus argentipes, 702 nucleotides long. It is a transcript of the gene vnc, whose product is annotated as N-alpha-acetyltransferase daf-31. Gene Ontology annotation, molecular function: protein N-terminal-serine acetyltransferase activity; protein-N-terminal-glutamate acetyltransferase activity. Gene Ontology annotation, biological process: N-terminal peptidyl-glutamic acid acetylation. Lineage: Eukaryota; Metazoa; Arthropoda; Insecta; Diptera; Psychodidae. Bases 43 to 621 code for a protein of 192 amino acids. The transcript has 2 exons. Gene Ontology annotation, cellular component: NatA complex. The record is from RefSeq and is a predicted model, not a curated record.
AGACAAAGCGCCUCCGGAAGGAUUAGAAAGACGCUGGGCAGGAUGAAUAUUCGGUGUGCAAAGCCUGAGGAUCUCAUGAAUAUGCAGCACUGCAAUUUGCUGUGUCUGCCGGAGAAUUAUCAGAUGAAGUACUACUUUUAUCACGGUCUCACGUGGCCCCAGCUGAGCUACGUGGCAGAGGAUGACAAAGGGAACAUCGUGGGCUACGUGCUGGCCAAGAUGGAGGAGCCGGAUCCGGGGGAGGAGAGCAAGCACGGACAUAUCACAUCGCUGGCAGUGAAGAGAUCCUACCGCCGACUAGGACUGGCGCAGAAGCUCAUGAACCAGGCAUCGAAGGCCAUGGUGGAGUGCUUUGACGCCCAGUACGUGUCUCUCCACGUGCGCAAGAGCAACAGAGCCGCCCUCAAUCUCUACACAAACUCACUGGGCUUCAAGAUACUGGAGAUAGAGCCAAAGUACUACGCCGACGGUGAGGAUGCCUACUCCAUGCGCCGCGAUCUGUCCGAGUUCUGCAAGCAGAUCAGUCCAGACAAGGGCGGCGAGCGCAACGCGAAGGCUGAAGUGGUCAGUGGGAAUCACUCAUCGUCCGAUCAUCAUCACCACGAUGGGCACUGCUGCUGAGGCGACACAGGCAAUUAGGUUCACGCAAACGACGACUCAUUUCCGUGUUUGGGAAGGGCAAUAAAACUCAAUGAGAUGUCA